Molecule: messenger RNA, 1669 nt
Organism: Hyla sarda
Lineage: Eukaryota; Metazoa; Chordata; Amphibia; Anura; Hylidae
Gene: ATP6V1D
Product: ATPase H+ transporting V1 subunit D
Exons: 9
Coding region: 150-896 (248 amino acids)
Cellular component (GO): proton-transporting V-type ATPase complex
Molecular function (GO): proton-transporting ATPase activity, rotational mechanism
Source: RefSeq, a predicted model, not a curated record
GUCAUGCGAUGUUACUGCUCCUGCGCGAUCAUGAAAAGUCAUGUGACUGGCCUGCCCCCUUCUGCCGCACCACGUCACAUGACCCAGAGCUCGUGCACUGUGACUACCCCGGUGACAGCAGAGACGGCUGAAGCGGUUCAGGAGACAAGAUGUCGGGCAAAGACAGGAUCGAGGUGUUUCCCUCCCGGAUGGCUCAGACCAUCAUGAAAGCUCGUUUGAAAGGGGCCCAAACCGGACGCAACCUGCUGAAGAAGAAGUCCGAUGCCUUAACCAUGCGCUUCCGACAGAUCCUUAGGAAAAUUAUAGAGACCAAGAUGCUGAUGGGAGAGGUUAUGAGGGAAGCCGCCUUCUCACUCGCUGAAGCCAAAUUCACAGCAGGAGAUUUCAGUACAACGGUGAUCCAGAACGUGAAUAAAGCCCAGGUUAAAGUGAGAGCAAAGAGGGACAAUGUAGCAGGUGUCACCUUACCUGUCUUUGAACAUUACCAAGAAGGAGGAGACAGUUAUGAAUUAACUGGUCUUGCGCGGGGCGGAGAGCAACUCGCCAAACUGAAGAGGAACUAUGCGAAGGCUGUGGAGCUAUUGGUGGAACUGGCAUCAUUGCAGACUUCAUUCGUCACAUUGGAUGAAGCCAUUAAAAUCACGAACCGACGUGUUAACGCCAUAGAACAUGUGAUUAUACCUAGAAUUGAACGUACCUUGUCCUACAUUAUUACUGAACUGGAUGAGCGUGAGAGGGAAGAGUUCUACAGAUUAAAAAAGAUCCAGGAGAAGAAGAAAAUCAUCAAAGAAAAAGCAGAAAAGGAGCGCGAGGAGUGGAAUAAUUCUAACGCCAGGUCAUCGGAACCGGUCAACCUCCUCGCGGAAGAUCGUGAUGAAGACCUGCUGUUUGACUAGUCCAGGCUGGAUGAGAACACUCCCAGUUGUAUUAUAAUGUAUUGUCACAGGGUAGGGUCACGCGUAGCGUAUACGCUGCUUAUUUGAGGCAUAUUUCACUUCUAGCAAAGUCUAUGCUGAAAUCCGCAUAUGCAUCAAACACACAGCGUAUACACUACAUGUGACCCUACAUUAAAGGGGUACUCUGGUGAAUAACAACUGGCUCCAGAAAGUUAAACAGAUUUGUAAAUGACUUCUAUUAAAAAAAAUCGUAAUCCUUCCAGUACCUAUCAGCUGCUGAAGUUGAGUUGUUCUUUUCUGUCUGACAACAGUGCUCUCUGCUGACACCUCUGUCUGUCUCAGGAACUGUCCAGAGUAGGAGCAAAUCCCCAUAGCAAACCUCUCCUGCUCUGGACAGUUCCUAAAAUGGACAGAUGUCAGCACUGUGGUCAGACAGAAAAGAACAACUCAACUUCAGCAGCUGAUAAAUAUUGGAAGGAUUAAGAUUUUUUUUUUUUUUAUAGAAUAAUUUACAAAUCUGUUUUUUAACUUUCUGGAGCCACUUGAUAUGAAAAAAAUAGUUUUUCACCGGAGUAACCCUUUAAUGUAUACCUGACGCCAUCUUCAUUCAGCCUGUCGGCAGCGUAAGAAGCAUCGGUCUUCGGUACCAUGUUAGUUGCAGCGCUAACUUAAUGUAUAAUCCCUCACCCACCAUCCUUAAAAUACGGAACAAUUUUAAGUUAUUGUGCUAUUGUCUGUAUUGUGUCAGUAAAAAGUAGAGUUGUGUACAGUAA